Messenger RNA from Cloeon dipterum, 2270 nucleotides. Its product is annotated as putative leucine-rich repeat-containing protein DDB_G0290503. The coding region runs from base 474 to 2150 and encodes 558 amino acids. The transcript is spliced from 15 exons. The record is from RefSeq and is a predicted model, not a curated record. Lineage: Eukaryota; Metazoa; Arthropoda; Insecta; Ephemeroptera; Baetidae.
GUUACACACAUAUCUGGUCUGAAGUGAUCUUUAUAAAACAAAGAUAAGAUAGAAAAAAGAAAAUAGGACUUCACAUUUGACUUCGCAUAUAUCAAAAAGUCUAUCUACAAAUGAGGUGUCGUGUGGGUUGAGCAAUUAAUUUUCAGUUAAAAAAGACGAAUUUAACCAAGCUGGGUCGAGGUAUGUGUAUUUUAAUUUGGAUAAAAAUAUAUAUAUUUCAAAAUAAACAAAUAACAUAAGAGAAAUUUUCGAAAACUUUGUACUAGAAAAGGAAACUAAAUUUCUCGCAAAUAGAGAGGCUUUAUCUGAGUUUUAUUGCUAUAUCACUUUUGCAAGAAAUGUAUACUUUUUAUUAUUAUUUGUUAUUUCCUUUGGCAUAUUUGUCACUGGGCGCUGAGAAAACAAAAGGAAAAAUUGGCAUAAAAGAAUUUCGUCUCCCGUUUUUCACAAACUUAUAGAACCCAUUUGAAAAAAUGGAGGAAAUCAAUGGAUUUGUAGAAAGUGAAUCGAGAAUGAUGGACAGCAACAACAGCGAUCAGGAUGUGGGCAUUGAUGAACAAUACCCUUCGUAUCCUCCUGAUUCCCAGAACGAAGAUUCAGCUUCCAUUGGUAUUUUAGAAGAGGAUCCCGACUAUGACCACCUAGAUGACUUCAUUGAUAUGGAUGAAAUGAUGGGACAUGGCGGGAGUGAGAUUCGCGAGCAGCUCCACAAGGUCAUCGUGGAAAAAGAUAUUAAAAUGAGAGACUCUAUGCAGCAGCUCCUUGAGGAUCAAAGAAAAUUUCUAGAGUAUUCUUACCAGGAACUCGCCCCUGCAUUCAAGGCGAACGGUCAGAAUUGGACAAGAAUAAACGAGGAGAUGAUGAAUUUGAAGGGCGAAAAUGAGGCAUUGAAAAGAGAAGUGAUUGAGGCAGAGGCAAAAAUCAGCAAGCAGGAGAACAAGGAGAAAGAACAAGUUGACAGACUGGAAUCCAACAUCAAAGAACUUUGUGCCAAAAAUGAAAUUUUGGAGGUCGAACUGUCUGCGGCUCGGUCUGACUUGAGCCAGCUGGAGAUAUUGAAAAAAGAUAUGUCUGAGGCAGAGUCUAAGUUCAACCAGCAGAUGGUCAAGGAGAAUGAAAAAAUUCAAGAAUUGGAGUCGGACAAAUUGAAACUGAUGAGCCAAGUUGAGGGACUUGAGUUCAACCUCAGCCAACAGAAAAUACUAGAGAAAGAACUUGUCAGUCAACUGGUUGAAAAAAAUAAGCAGAAGAAAAUGGAGCUUGAUGAUAAAACAAGAAGCAUGCAGCACAAAGACGAGGAAAUGAAAAUUCUGCAUGAUUCCAUCAAUGAAAUGCAGAAAAAUCUGGAGGAAAAGGACACUUCAUUGACUCUUGAAAAGAGUAAAUUGACCGACGCAGAGAACGAAAACGCAAAGCUGACAGGGCUGUUGGCAUCUAGAGAAAAGACUGAGCAGAAAGGGAGCUCUGUGCUGAAACAAAUGGAAGCAACCAUACAAGAACUAAAAUUGAAAUUAAAUGAUGCGGAGAAAAAGAUAGAACAAGAAGAGAUGCGCGUCGGAACCCUUGAGAAACAGAUAUGGUGUGGCUUAAAGGUCGAGGCCUACAGGGCUGAACUAGACAAGAACACAGGAGUGAGCAAUAAGGAGGCGCUUGAAGAAAAAUUGAGAGCCGUCAUGACAGAACAUCAGUGCCUGAUUGAAGAAGCUGACACUUUGCUGAAGCAAGGCGUACCGGAUUCGAUAAAUCAGGAAAACAACCAUGAUGUGCUGCACCUCCUUCAAGUAAUUGCUGAGGAACAAUUUUUUAGCGCUCGUGUCAGUCAAGAAGAAAAUGGGGACCCAGAGGUUUACGAAGAUGCCCAGGAAGUUCCAUUGAGCAGAGACAAUAACCAUCCAGUGCCAGUGCCAAGGAGAAUAAAUCCAAACAUGGAAAUCGCUCAGGUCAAUGAAGAGGAAAACGAUAUGGAAAUGGGUAUCCAACAACAGCUACUUGAAGAUAUUGUCAGACAACAACUGCCACAGAAUAUUUUGCAGGAUGAGUUGAUUGUUGAAUGCCCAAUGUGUUUUGUUUCUUUCCUCCAAUGUGAUUUGCAAGACCACGUUGAUAACUGCUACAAUUUUGUUGGUGACGACUACGAUUCUAUUGCGUGAUGUUGAUUUUUUUCAUGUUAAUUUGCAAUAAUAUUAUAAUGGUUUUCAUUUUCAUUAAUUAAUUAAAACGAAUACUUUUUCUUGGCGAUGGGGCAAUAAAACAUUUGUUUACAAAUACAA